AUGUAUCUCGGUUGGAUCGAUUAUGCAAUUUUAGGUGUGCUUUUGAGUUUCUCGGCUGGCAUAGGUAUCUAUCAAGGUUGUAUUCGUUCGAAACAAUUGUCAGCGAGCGAAUUUCUCGUUGCCGAUGGCCAAAUGACGGUGUUGCCAACAGCAAUAAGCUUGCUGGCAGGUGCCAGGUCUGCAGUCAGUUUACUUGGAGUACCUGUAGAGUUCUAUCUAUAUGGAACCAUGGGAUUGUAUGGCAUAUUUGCUUCACUUAUGGCAACCUAUAUAACGACAAAAGUGUUUCUACCUAAACUUCGUCAGACUGGAGAUGUCAGUAUUUAUUCUUAUCUUGAGCGACGCUUCUCACUAUCAGUUCGUAUUAUGGUGACAUGUACUUAUAUUCUUGGCACAAUUCUAUAUAUGGGUGUUAUUCUCUAUGGGCCGAGCUUGGCAUUGAGUCAAAUGACUGGGUUAAACAUUUGGCUUGCAGCUGGUUCAUGUGGAUUGGUUUGUACAAUUUAUACAAGUAUUGGUGGAAUUAAAGCUGUGAUUUGGACUGAUGUUGUACAAGCUGUCAUGAUGUAUCUUGGCCUUAUUGUGUCGAUUGUUUUUGGUAUGUAUCAAUUAUUUCGUUAUUUGAAAUAG
Messenger RNA from Rotaria sordida, 630 nucleotides. NCBI's taxonomy places the organism in Eukaryota, Metazoa, Rotifera, Eurotatoria, Philodinida, Philodinidae. The record is from the annotation of a GenBank genome assembly.